AUGAAGAGGCUUAUAAGCAGGGCCUCUGCGCCUUCAAGGCGCUUAUACUCAACAUUUAAAACUACAACACCCCGUCCGAUCCAUCCGCCGAACCCAAACAAGCGCGGCCUACAAGACUUGACGAUUUCAGAUCUCUGUUAUUACUGGGACACCAAACCACCCACCUCAGAGCAACUUGCUUUCGCAGACAGACUAUUUGUACCGUCACGCCAUUCACCUUUGAAACUAUGGUCUGCAAGCAAGUUCCGUACAACACCGAUGUCCUCAAUCGAGCCCGAAGUCGCAUUCCUCGGCCGUUCCAAUGUCGGCAAGAGCUCGUUGCUAAACGCUAUAAUGGGUCAGGAGAUCUGUUGGACUUCCUCAAAACCUGGGCGGACAAGAGAAAUGAAUGCAUUUGGCAUUGGAGGUACAAAAGGUGGCGAACAUAAGGUGGUCCUUUUGGACAUGCCGGGAUAUGGAAAGGCUAGUCGAGCAGAAUGGGGAAUGGAGAUUAUGAAAUAUCUCCAAGGACGGAAGCAACUUCGCCGUGCUUUUAUCCUCAUCGAUAGCGAACACGGGAUUAAAAAUAACGACGCCGAGAUCCUCCAGCUCUUCCGACACUAUGCUAUCCCACAUCAAAUAAUCCUUUCAAAAGUCGAUAAAGUCCUCGCCAAAACGAAGAAGCAGGUCAAGUCUGGUGCUUCGGCUGUGAGCGUACAGCGGCUUCAGAAGAUGUUGGAAGAUCUGCGGCCACAGGUUCAACCUGAUGUGCGUGUCUCAGAGGGACCAGGUGCUUUGGGCGAGCUCGUCACUUGCAGUGCGGAUAUCUCUAUUGGCGGUGGCCAGUUCCUAGGUGUCAACGCUGUGCGCUGGGCUAUUCUGUCUGCUGCGGGUAUUGAUGGGAGCUUACAAGGCGGACAGCCGGCUCUUAAAUCCCCUGUGACAAUCUCUGAAACACCUUGA
Penicillium longicatenatum is the source of this 942-nucleotide messenger RNA. RefSeq names its product translation initiation/elongation factor MRX8. The transcript has 2 exons. Lineage: Eukaryota; Fungi; Ascomycota; Eurotiomycetes; Eurotiales; Aspergillaceae. Gene Ontology annotation, cellular component: mitochondrion. Gene Ontology annotation, molecular function: GTP binding. The coding region runs from base 1 to 942 and encodes 313 amino acids. The record is from RefSeq and is a predicted model, not a curated record.